GUUGUUUCAAACUGACCCAGUUACAGCGGCAGCGGUGAAGAGCUUGUCCGCUUGGGAAAACGGACCGGCGCACUAAAUUGGAGGAUGGACUGCUGAGGACUGGGUCCACUUCAUCAGGCUUCAGUCAAGCCAGAAUAAAAGGGGCUCCCGGGAAAGUCAGUCCGGAUCAGCCUGCGAAAUAAGUACUUGGAAGAGAAAAGACCGCUGUCUCAACACAACCGGACACCAUGUCUUUCAGAGACCUGAGAAAUUUCACAGAGAUGAUGCGGGCUUUGGGGUACACUCGUCUCAUUUCAAUGGAAAACUUCAGGACCCCCAAUUUCACCCUGGUGGCAGAGAUCUUAAUCUGGCUGGUGAAGAGAUACGAGCCACACAUGGAUAUUCCCACUGAUGUGGAUACAGAGACAGACCGGGUUUUCUUCAUCAAAGCUGUUGCUCAGUUCAUGGCUUCGAAGGCUCACGUCAAACUCAACACGAAGAGAUUGUACCAGGCGGAUGGGUAUGCGGUCAAAGAGAUGCUGAAGAUCACCUCUGUGCUGUACAGUGCCAUGAAGACCAAAGGAAUGGCGUCCGGAGAUCAGCCGGAAGAAGACAGCAGCAAGUUCAAGUUUGACCUGGGAUCCAAGAUUGCAGAUUUAAAAGCCGCGAGACAGCUGGCGUCAGAGAUCACAUCUAAAGGAGCGUCGCUGUAUGACCUGCUGGGGAAGGAAACAGAACUGAGGGAAAUGCGGACUGCCGCCAUCGCGAGACCCCUGGAAAUAAACGAGACGGAAAAGACCCUGCAAGCCGCAGUCCGGGAGGUCCUGCACCAAGUCCAGAAGACCAAAGACAUGCUGAACAAUGUGGCCUCAGAUGAGGUCAGCCUGGAGGCCAAGAUAGAGAAGAAGAAGCAGGAGCUGGAGAGGAAUCAGAAGCGGCUGCAGACUCUCCAGAGUGUACGGCCAGCCUUCAUGGACGAGUAUGAGAAGAUCGAAGAAGACCUCCAGAAACAGUAUGAGGUCUACGUGGAGAAGUUCCGCAACCUGAGCUUCCUGGAGCAGCAGCUGGAAGAUUACCAUAGGCUGGAGCAGGAGAGGUUUGAGGAGACUGAAAAUACACUGAGGCUGAUGCAGAACAAGCUGAGGGAGGAGGAGAAGAGGCUGAUGAAAAGCGGAGGCAAAGAUGAAGACUCGGACAUUGAGAUUCCAGAGGAUGAUGGAUCAGACAGCGACAUAGAGGACCGCAGACCCCCCAAGCCCCGUCUGACCAGAGACAUACCCAUUCCAGGCAGAGCUGGAGCUCGGAUCCUGGGGACGAUGCAAGGAGGAGACAGCGAAGACGAGGAUGACUCUGAAGACAGCGAGAUCGAUGUGGAUGACGACGAUGAGGAGGAGGAGGAGGAGGAAGAGAACGAGGACCUCGAUGACGAUAAUGACAGCUUAGCGCCCCCCCCACCCAAACCCUCACACCCGCCUCGUGGGGCCCGCAGGGCGGAGCUGCUGGAAGAGAGCGACAACGAUUUCUGAGCCUUGGAGUGCACCUCGAUACCUUGCCCCCACUUCAGGAACUUUCUCAAACAAAAGUUGACCAACCAUGAUCCCGGAGAUAGGUAGUCUGUAAGCUUUACAGGUCUCCUUCAUCCCUAUUCACCUGAAAUGGAUACACAUUACAAUUGAACAGGCAACUCGUGGAGAACAUAACAUUUAGAUUAACUACUAUUAAUACUCUAAAUUAUUUUACUUGCAUAUCAUGAUAACUUAAUGAUGUCAUUUCACUUGGUCACGUUUACAAAAUCUGCAUUCUGGGGGGGGGAUUUUAAAAAUGUAAAUUUUCAUCUGGCAUUUCAGUUUUGCUGAAAAGUACCAAAUGGGUCAUGAGACAUUCACAUGACUGUCCAUCCAGUGGACAAGCAAACAUUAGACAACACUAUGUGUUAUGUGUAGUGAUUGGCACUCUGCUGUUGUCUCUUUUUUAUUGAAUGUGUAUAUCAUUCUAAAUAGACAUAUUGGUUGUGUGUGCACUAAAGGUCAGGAGGCCAUAUCUUAUGACAAAUAUGUUCCUUUCGGGUACGUGCCUAUAUUUGUUAGGGCUUUGUUCUUUUUGCCAUCACACAAUAAACCUAAUUGAUUCAAGCUUUUUUGAAGUUACAUCUACCACCACAAUCCAUUCCCUAUAAAAUGCAAUAUCGUUUUUAAGGUGAGAGGUGUAUAUAAUUAAUACAUUAAACAGUACGUUAUAGAAAAGCAGGACAGUGAAUAAUAAAAGGUCAGAAUCAUCAUAGAAUUCCAUCAGUCACAUAAUAGAGAAACAUGAUUCUAGGCACCUUUAUAGGUGUAAAAGUUGAACAAACAGCUAUGGAAAACUAAGAAAAGCAAGGGAAAGCAAGGCUCUUUGCUCAGAAACACUAUAGAACAUUGAAUCCAUUGUUCCAGAGCUUGAAAGAAUUAGUAUUUCAACAACAGGAGUUGUUGAGCAACAAUGCUUGCCUACGAUUGGUGAGGAGUAAGAGUUUUUACAUGAGUUUGAGCUGAAUAUUAUUUCCAUAAGCAAAGCUUGUCUGCUUUUUGUAUCUACGGCUGCUUGUACUGAGCAGCUUUUUACUUAUUCUUACUAGCUGGUGCAGUUUCCAUUCUCUUCCCCGGUAUUUUAAAAAGUGACUUGGACCAAUUAAAAGUUGACCCACAUUUAACUUUUUCCAUGGUCUGAGAAGUUUAUUUCGGUGUGAACUGCUACUGAGAGCAUGUUAAAAAUCGGGGCCUAAUCGCUUCUCCACAGCUCCCUGGGGACACUGGAGAACUGAAUUGUCAGGCUCUGUGUAAAGGGAUUUUUUUCUUUUUUUAUUUGUCAUUAAAAUAAAGAGACAUUUUUUUACAGUG
Lepisosteus oculatus (spotted gar) is the source of this 2855-nucleotide messenger RNA. It is a transcript of the gene ift38, whose product is annotated as clusterin associated protein 1. Gene Ontology annotation, biological process: cilium assembly. Gene Ontology annotation, cellular component: centrosome; intraciliary transport particle B; cilium. The record is from RefSeq and is a predicted model, not a curated record. NCBI's taxonomy places the organism in Eukaryota, Metazoa, Chordata, Actinopteri, Semionotiformes, Lepisosteidae.